AUGCCAAGCGAUGCAGAGUCGGUGGACACGCGGUGGGGCCCCCUGACGGUGACGGUGUGCGGCGAGCGCGGGCGCACGCCCUGCCUGACGCUUCACGACGUCGGGCUCAACCACCGCUCCUGCUUUCAGAGCCUGCUGCUGGCCGCCGGCCCCAAGUCGCUGCUCAGCAAAAACUUCUGCUUCUAUCACGUGGAUGCCCCCGGCUGCCAGGCCGCAGAGGCGGAGACGCCCGCCUCCUUCCUGCCGCUCACAUUGGGCAAGCUGGUGCAGGCGCUGGCAGAUGUGGUGCGCCACUUCAAGCUGCGCGAGGUGCUAGGCAUGGGGGUGGGGGUGGGCGCCUAUUUGCUCACCCAGCUGGCGGCUGAAAACCCAUCGCUGUUCUGCGGCCUCAUCCUGGUGUCGCCGUGCUGCCAGCGUCCGGGGUGGUGGGAGUGGGCGUGGGGCCAGGUGGCCUGCCGCCAGCUGUCCUACCAGGGCUGGGGCCCCAGCGUCAAAAAGUACUUUGUGCAGCGCCUGUUUGGGGAGCUCAUGCAGCAGGCGCUGGGCGGGGAGUCGGACCUGCUGCAGGCCUUCCGCCGCGAGUGUGAGCAGCUGCCGCCGCUGGCCGUGUGCCACUACCUGCGGGCCGCUCUGACGCGGCCCAGCAUCAGCCACCUGGUGCCCUCCAUCCGCUGCCGCCUGCUGCUGCUGUUUGGCGGCGAGGCGCUGCACAAGGAGGACUGCGUGGAGCUGGCCACGCGGGCCAGCAAGGACCGCUUUGCCUUGCUGGAGGCCGGCGUGUUUGCGAACGAGGAACGGCCGCAAGAGCUGGUGGGCAUGAUUGAGUCGUUCCUGGUGGCGCUGCAGUUGGAAGGCUACGGGUUGGGCCCAGGCCUGGUGGUGGGCGAGUGA
This is a messenger RNA of Chlorella variabilis, 891 nucleotides long. RefSeq lists its product as hypothetical. The transcript has 6 exons. The coding region runs from base 1 to 891 and encodes 296 amino acids. The record is from RefSeq and is a predicted model, not a curated record. NCBI's taxonomy places the organism in Eukaryota, Viridiplantae, Chlorophyta, Trebouxiophyceae, Chlorellales, Chlorellaceae.